Staurois parvus is the source of this 261-nucleotide messenger RNA. NCBI's taxonomy places the organism in Eukaryota, Metazoa, Chordata, Amphibia, Anura, Ranidae. The record is from the annotation of a GenBank genome assembly.
CCUCCCCUUCAGUCCUGCACAGGCGUACCGGCUCCUCCCCUUCAGUCCUGCACAGGCGUACCGGCUCCUCCCCUUCAGUCCUGCACAGGUGUACCGGCUCCUCCCCUUCAGUCCUGCACAGGUGUACCGGCUCCUCCCCUUCAGUCCUGCACAGGUGUACCGGCUCCUCCCCUUCAGUCUUGCACAGGUGUACCGGCUCCUCCCCUUCAGUCUUGCACAGGUGUACCGGCUCCUCCCCUUCAGUCUUGCACAGGUGUACCA